Messenger RNA from Trematosphaeria pertusa, 590 nucleotides. RefSeq lists its product as uncharacterized. The transcript has a single exon. NCBI's taxonomy places the organism in Eukaryota, Fungi, Ascomycota, Dothideomycetes, Pleosporales, Trematosphaeriaceae. The record is from RefSeq and is a predicted model, not a curated record. The coding region runs from base 137 to 439 and encodes 100 amino acids.
CCCGUCACUUUCACUUUCCGCGCAAUCAUGGACGAAGACGCAUUAGAUGCACUUUUCAACUCUCCCGCAGGCAGCCAACCGCCCUCACCUUCAGUACCCUUCCAUCUACAGCCAUUCACCCCUCAACCUUCCCACGAUGAACAGACUUUGCACGGUGCGCAGUCUGCGGAAAUGGAAGAAUUUCGAGCGAAGCUUUCUAGCGACAACUGGCACUGAAUUCAGUUUCAACAAUCAACAAACCGGGGAGACUACCUCAGAAGAUACGGCCGAAGGCUCUCAGGAUGCUAGAUCGGUCAAUGGACAGCCCGAGCAGAGCACGCCAGGCGCGACGGAGAGUAGCAAUUUGAAUGAGGAAGACCGUUCAGUUCCGUCGGAUGAGUUUUUCGAAUCUGCAGCUGAAGGAGUAAGAAUCGACAUCAAUGCAUUUACUGAAGAAUGAUUUUGAUAGUUAUCGGAGAUCGGAAGGAUUGACCUUCUACUAUAGGGUUCGAUGCGUUCUCCGUAGAAUGUUAGAAUUCCGUGUUUGGAUCAAUCGGCAAGUACCAGCGCGAGACGAAUGGAUUUAGGGCGUUGGCCCGUGGAUAGUGUGG